Messenger RNA from Aspergillus melleus, 897 nucleotides. RefSeq lists its product as uncharacterized. The transcript has a single exon. NCBI's taxonomy places the organism in Eukaryota, Fungi, Ascomycota, Eurotiomycetes, Eurotiales, Aspergillaceae. The record is from RefSeq and is a predicted model, not a curated record. Bases 1 to 897 code for a protein of 298 amino acids.
AUGAUUCUCGAGGCCGAGACCCUGCAUACCCACUCAUCUACUUUGAUGCGAGCCGACACCGGUAACCCAAGCAUCCCAGCCCCAGUCUCUCGCAGCAUCUUGAGCGCCUGCGUCUUUUUGGUACGGACCGCCGGCCUGCGCGUCUUCUUCAAGGGCAUCAAAGCAGCCAUCGUCUACCGUGCCUCCUUCCUCCUCACAAGCCUCUUCCUCGAGAAGAUCGAGCGCGUCAUGAUAGGUCCUCGGUCCAUCGUUCCGUUCGUCGCGCGUGUCCUCUCCACCGUCUUCCUCAGCAACCUCCAUCUCGCAUGGACGCAAGCCACGAUCUCCAUACCCUCUUCUUCGCUCGUCACUUCCGCGCCGACAUCCUCACCAUUCGAUCGGCCUUCCUCGUGGCGCAUCCUAGCCCUUCCAUCCCUUUUCUUCGCCGCCGUGCAGAUCCUAAUGGACCUACUACCUCGCAUCCUCCUCCGCCUUGUCAUCACCCUGGUCCCUGAAACCGAGCGCACCGCUUCCCCUUGGAAAGCCAAACUCGCAUCCCAGACCCUCAUCACAGCCUGCCGUCUCGCUCUGCACUUCCCGGCGCUCACUGCCCUCACCCUCAUCGAGGUUCGACUCCUCCCGGACAGCGAGAACACCAUCGUCCCGUCAAUCCGAGGCCGAGGCGCUAGAAUGAGCGAGCUCGGCGCGUUAGGAGUCACCAGCCCAUACGCGAGACCCGGCUCUGGCUUUUUCUGGGAUGCGGGCGCAGGCAUUGACGCUGGUGACGGUGACGGUCCUGGACUGGAGACUCGACUCGGGUUGGAUCUUGUUCGGUGGGCUACGGUUCUCUGGCUGUGCGAGCUUCAUGUGAAGAAUUGUUUGUUGCAGCUUGCGGUAGAGGUUCUAUUGGGGAGGUAG